UGGAAGGAAGGUAAAAGAGGUGGGGAAAUCCCCUCACCUCAUAGGAGGGUCCCAUCUGGUGGGAGCAGUGUGGUAAGGACAAUUCUGUAGGGUGGGGUAGGGCGGGGCGGGGGGAGACAAAGGGGACAAGAGGGGAGGCAAAGACAGGCGGCUAAAGGGAUGGCAGCUCUUCAGUGGGGCAGAAGGAGCCCAGGGACCUGGGUUUGAUCAGCGCUGUGGUUAAGCGCUUGGCUGCUAAUCAAAAGAUUGGCAAUUUGAACCCACCAAGCUGCUCCAAGGGAGAAAGCUGUAUCAGUCUGCUUCCAUAAAGAUUACAGCCUUGGAAACUCUAUGGGGUAGUUCUACUCUGUAACACAUGGGGUCACCAUGAGUCAGAAUCAACUUGGCAAUGGGUUUAGUUUUUUUUUUUUUUUUGGUAUCCCCAUUUUACAGAUGAGAAAAGUGAGGUAGAGAGUUGUUAAGUAACUUACCCCAAGUCACUCAGUGAGUAUGUGGUAAAGUCAGGAUUUGAGCCCAGGCAGCCUGGAUCCAGGGUCUGGGCAGUCAUCAUCAUCCUUACCUUACACUGCCUCCCAAUAACGGUGGCAGCAGCAGCAAACGUCACAAAUGCUCUCUUUUUUUGGGGGGGGGGGGCCUUCUGCUACAGUUUGUGGGGCCCCUUGCUCAAAAAUGAGAACUUUAGUCAGUGACAGCACCGGUCCCUGGGUGACUCACCGUUUACCCCAGAGACUCCUGACAGGGCCUCUGGAGGCAGGCCUAUCAUUAUUCCUGUUACCCAGAGAAGCAGCUAGGCUCAGAGAGGGGCCUCUUUUUGCUCCAGGUCACACAGUGAGUUAGUGGCAGAGAUGGGAUGUAAACUCUACUAGUGACCAGUUGUUGAGUCAACUCUGACUCAAGGUGACCCCAUGUGUGUCAGAGUAGAACUGUGCUCUACAGGGUUUUCAAUGGCUGGUUUUUUGGAAGUAGGUCACCAGGCGCCUCCAGGUGGACUCGAACCACCAACCUUUUGAUUAGCCCCUAAGUGCCUUAACCGUUUGCACCAUCUGGGGACUUCUAAAGUCCCCUAACUCCUGCCAAAAAUGUACCCAGGGUUCUUGAGGUGGAGAGGGCUGUGGGAUCCCAAGCAGACUUCCUUCAUACACCCUAUGUCUCUCUUUCUCCCUGCCAAGGCCCAGAAGGUGUGACCGGAUUCCUUCUCCCCUACAGACACCUAGGAUCACGCAUCCUGUGACUCUCCCCCAUACCCUGUCGCCCUCUGAACGGUGGCCACCAUGGCUACUUCGAAGUCACAGGUGGUGCCCGGGGAGGAGACUACCAUCCUCAUGGCCAAGGAAGAGCUGGAGGCCCUGCGCACUGCCUUCGAGUCGGGCGACCUCCCCCAGGCCGCAUCGCGCCUCCGCGAGCUGCUGGCCUCCUCCGAGUGCACCCGCCUGGAGGUGGGUGUCACAGGCGAGUCAGGAGCUGGCAAGUCGUCCCUCAUCAAUGCCCUACGGGGCCUGGGGGCCGAGGACCCCGGCGCGGCGCUCACGGGCGUCGUGGAGACCACCAUGCAGCCGUCGCCCUACCCGCACCCACAGUUUCCAGACGUGACGCUGUGGGACCUUCCGGGCGCCGGCUCUCCGGGCUGCUCCGCUGACAAGUACCUGAAGCAGGUGGACUUUGGCCGUUAUGACUUCUUCCUGCUGGUGUCCCCCCGCCGUUGCGGGGCUGUAGAGAGCCGCCUGGCCUCUGAGAUCCUGCGCCAGGGCAAGAAGUUCUACUUUGUGCGCACCAAGGUGGACGAGGAUCUGGCGGCCACGCGCACCCAGCGGCCCUCGGGCUACAGCGAGGCGGCUGUCCUGCAGGAGAUCCGUGACCACUGCGUGGAGCGGCUGCGGGCAGCCGGCAUGUCCGACCCCCGCAUCUUCCUGGUGUCCAACCUCUCGCCAGCCCGCUAUGACUUCCCGCUGCUCAUGUCCACCUGGGAGCACGACCUGCCCGCCCACCGGCGCCACGCCGGCCUGCUGUCGCUGCCCGACAUCUCGCUGGAAGCCCUGCAGAAGAAGAAGGACAUGCUCCAGGAGCAGGUGCUGAAGACCGCCCUGGUGUCCGGAGUCAUCCAGGCCCUGCCGGUGCCGGGGCUGGCGGCCGCCUACGACGACGCUCUGCUGGUGCGCUCGCUGCGUGGCUACCACCGCAGCUUCGGCCUGGACGACGACUCGCUGGCCAAGCUGGCCGAGCAGGUGGGCAAGCAGGCGGGCGACCUGCGCUCGGUCAUCCGCUCGCCGCUGGCCAACGAGGUGUCGCCUGAGACAGUGCUGCGGCUCUACUCGCAGUCGUCGGACGGCGCCAUGCGGGUGGCGCGGGCCUUCGAGAAGGGCAUCCCGGUGUUUGGCACGCUGGUGGCUGGCGGCAUCAGCUUCGGCACCGUGUACACCAUGCUGCAGGGCUGCCUCAACGAGAUGGCCGAGGACGCCCAGAGGGUCCGCAUCAAGGCCCUGGAGGAGGACGAGCCGCAGCCCCAGCUCAGCCUGGAGGCCGCCGGUGACAGCGGUGUGGAAAAGCGGGGUUCCGGGGAGGGCGGCAGUGAGGAAGCCCCCCUCUCGGCCCGCCGGAAGCUUGGCCUCCUUCUCAAGUACAUUCUCGACAGCUGGAAGAAGCGCGAUUUGUCAGAGGAGAAAUGA
This is a messenger RNA of Loxodonta africana (African savanna elephant), 2663 nucleotides long. It is a transcript of the gene IRGC, whose product is annotated as immunity related GTPase cinema. The coding region runs from base 1272 to 2663 and encodes 463 amino acids. Lineage: Eukaryota; Metazoa; Chordata; Mammalia; Proboscidea; Elephantidae. Gene Ontology annotation, cellular component: membrane. The transcript has a single exon. Gene Ontology annotation, molecular function: GTP binding; GTPase activity. The record is from RefSeq and is a predicted model, not a curated record.